UGUCGUCGGCAAAUGACCGCUUUAAUACUGUCGUUGAGGCGUGCAAAUCAGAGCCGUUUUGUCAUUCAAUGAGCACGGACUCCACUAUAUUUUGGAGGCUACACUGUAAAAUUUGUGAGAUUUAGUAGAUUUAUGUAAAAUUGGCUGGGCAAAAUGUCAGAUGCAGUGGUGAAUGGACUGGCCGGUGCAGGAGGCGGCAUGGUAGCCCAAAUCAUCACAUACCCUUUGCAAACCGUCAAUACACGCCAGCAGACGGAGCGUAAAUUGAAGGCAGAGGGCAAUAAGAAUCUGAAAGAUGGAAUUUCAGCUCGGUCUAAGCUGCCAGCUGGAACCCUACAGCAGAUAUACCAGGUGAUCAUAGAAGAAGGAUGGGGAGGAUUAUACAGCGGGCUCAUGCCUUCCAUGGUGGGAACUGCUGCAUCUCAGGGUGUUUACUAUUAUUUCUACCAGAUCUUUAGAACAAGAGCAGAGGCUACUGCACUUAGACAUCAGAAGAGAGGCACAGGUGAUGGCUCUGUUGGCAUGCUCUCUUCACUUCUUUCUGCAGCAUUGGCUGGGUGCUUGAAUGUAUUGCUGACAAAUCCUAUAUGGGUUGUGGUCACACGCAUGCAGACACAGGCACAAGCACAAAAAAAGAUUCUGGAGGUGAAGGGAUCUUUAAAGGAGAGUGAUUCCCAUGAUAUAAAAACUUUACUCGUUGAUUCUGCUACUAAAAAUAAGCUAGCUGAACCUGUAAAAUUAAGAGAGCAUGGUUUCAAAGGGAUUCAGCCUUAUAAAACCAGUCAUGCGGUAAAAGAUCUCUAUAAUGAAGCAGGUAUUAAAGGAUUUUGGAAGGGUGUAGUUCCCACUCUUAUCAUGGUUUGCAAUCCAUCAAUUCAGUUUAUGAUCUAUGAAGGUUUGUUGCAGCGCCUUAAAGCCAAGAGAGCCUUAAACAAGGAAGGCCUGAAAAAUGUAACUGCCUUGGAGGUAUUUAUUCUUGGAGCCAUAGCAAAACUUGGAGCAACUGUUGUGACUUACCCUCUUCUGGUUGUGAAGUCAAGGCUUCAAGCAAAGCAAGAGAUUGGCGGGAACAAAGCAAUGCAAUAUACAGGUACUUUUGAUGCAAUCUUCAAAAUGAUACGCUAUGAGGGCUUGUCUGGAUUCUACAAAGGCAUGAGUACAAAGAUAGUGCAGAGUGUAUUUGCUGCUGCAGUGCUUUUUAUGAUCAAGGAGGAGCUUGUGAAGGCAGCUCGUAAAUUAGUGGAUAAUAAUAGAAAGAUUGUCUCAAUAUCCAGUUUCAAAUCAAAAUAGGUUUCCAGUACACAGAACCAACUCAAGGACCUUCACAAAUGUGACUUUGUUGGUGCCAAAUGAAUUGCAAUGACAAAAAGGGGCAUGAAGGAGUUUCAAUUUCGUUACUUGCAAUAAUUCUAAUUUUCCUAGCUAAAUUAUACACACUGCUAUAACCUCUGUCUGCCUAAUUGGGAAUUUUGUUUAAUAAAGAUGAUAUCACAAAGUGGGCUGGACUCAAGUAGUAGCACUACUACAUAUCAGUAAGUGCUGGAAUAAAUUCUUCUAUUGGGAUUAUUGACACUCUGAAAGGCCAUUAUCGCCAUUGUUUCACAAUCUGUGUAAUAGUCGUUAUUUUUUUAUGACAUCAAGCAACAUUGGCUUCUGCCAUAACUAUUUAAACCCUUAAGAAAGUAUUGUGCUAGUGAUAAAUAAAAUAAGGCAAUUACUCUGACAAACAAAUUCGCGUUA
This is a messenger RNA of Cryptomeria japonica (Japanese cedar), 1740 nucleotides long. RefSeq names its product peroxisomal nicotinamide adenine dinucleotide carrier. The transcript has 11 exons. NCBI's taxonomy places the organism in Eukaryota, Viridiplantae, Streptophyta, Pinopsida, Cupressales, Cupressaceae. Bases 154 to 1290 code for a protein of 378 amino acids. The record is from RefSeq and is a predicted model, not a curated record. Gene Ontology annotation, biological process: nucleotide transport; transmembrane transport.